This is a messenger RNA of Chroicocephalus ridibundus (black-headed gull), 2024 nucleotides long. RefSeq names its product EEF1A lysine methyltransferase 4 (gene EEF1AKMT4). Bases 80 to 844 code for a protein of 254 amino acids. Gene Ontology annotation, molecular function: S-adenosylmethionine-dependent methyltransferase activity. The record is from RefSeq and is a predicted model, not a curated record. Lineage: Eukaryota; Metazoa; Chordata; Aves; Charadriiformes; Laridae. The transcript has 3 exons.
GCGCGACGGCGGGAACCGGAAGCCGCACGUGGGGGCCGGGCGGCACGUGGCGCCCGGUGCUCCCCACCCCCCGCCCGGUAUGGAGCGGCGGCGCGCGCCCGCUGACAGCCGCCGGUACGGGCAGCGCCGGUUCUGGGACGAGCGGUACCGGCGGGAGGGCGCCGAGCCCCGCGAGUGGCUGGGGGGGCUCUCCCGCUUCCUCCCGCAGCUGCAGCCCGAGCUGCGCCCCGGCGACCGCAUCCUCGUCCUCGGCUGCGGCAACAGCGCCCUGAGCCACGACCUGCACCAGCUGGGCUACCCCGACGUCACCAGCAUCGACUUCUCCCCCGCCUGCAUCGCCGCCAUGCGCGCCCGCUACGCCCACUGCCCCGGUCUGUGCUGGGCCGUCAUGGACAUCCGCGCCCUCGCCUUCCCCGACGCCGCCUUCGACGUGGUGCUGGAGAAGGGCACCCUCGACGUGCUGAUGGUGGAGGAGGCCGACCCCUGGCACGUCUCGCCCCGGGCGGCCGCCGCGAUGCACCGGGUGCUGGCAGAGGUGAGCCGGGUGCUGCGCCCGGGGGGCUGCUUCAUCUCCAUCACCUUCGCCCAGCCCCACUUCCGCAAGCCCCACUACGCCCAGGAGGCCUUCGGCUGGUCCCUGCGCCACGUCGCCUGCGGGGACGGGGAUGGGGGUGCCGGCGCCUUCCACUACUUCCUCUACGUCAUGCGCAAGGGGCAGCCCCUGGACCCCGCCGACCUGGCCCUGGGGCGCCGGCUGCACCAGCCCCCCCCGGCCCCCGCCCCGCUGCCGCCCCCCGCGCCCCCGGACGACGACGAGGACUAUCUUCUCGCCAUCCAGCUGUGACGCGGGGCUGGGGGGGGGGGGGCCUUCCCUGGCCUCCCCCCACCCGAUAGAGCCUUAAGCUGCUGCACCCUCGUGGGUGGGGGACAUCCCCCCCGCCACGCUGCCCGGUGAUGGGAGAAAAGGGGGACAUGGACAUUUGUCCCGGGAGAGCAGCGGGAUGCUCCAAAGAGCGGGUGAUGCUGUGCCCCCCCCGCCUCCCCCCGGCCCUUUGCUCGCCUGGCUGGAGAGCAGCCAGGGCUCCGGGCUUUGCGGCCGGUAAUGAAACCAAAUCGGGUUUAAUUCCACCCAUCCAUCUUGUGGGGAGCGGCCCCCUGUGCCCCCGCCUGGCCCCGGCACAGCUGGGCUGGGGGCAGCAUGGGGGGUGCUGGCACUGGCUGCAGGGGGCAGCAUGGGGGGUGCCCACUGCCCCCCAGUCCCACACCGGGACGCCUCGGACGUGGGGGUGUGCAAGGGCAACGCGUCCUUGUCACCCCGGGCCACACGUGUGUCGGGCUGGUGGCAGCCGUGCCACCGUGUGCCAGCGGGGCUGGAUGGGGACACGGGGGUGCCAGCGUGGGGGCGGCUGCCGGGUGUGUUCCCAGGGGUUGUUCCCAGGCACCAAACCCCCCCCCCCGGGGUGGUCGACGGAGGGGACCCCUCCUCGGAGGGACAGGGGUGACAUGUCGGAGAGACGCAAGCCGCCGGGCUGCUAUUUCUGGCAAAAGGCGUAAGUGGGUCAGCCAGUGGCCCCCCCCGCGCUGGGAGCCAGCGAAGGACUUGGGGUCAGCUCUGUCACCCCCCCAGCCCCGGGGGCACCCCGAAAACGAGCCGGCGCCAAGGGGGGACGGAAAGGAGCAGGCGGCUGCGGGCCUCGCCUCGGUACAUGAAUGUAUUUUAUUCAUCGCAUUUUGUUCACCAGUACAGUGAAAAAUGGCAUUUAAAUUUACAAUGGAUCAUUCGUAGAACAUCAUGACACAAGUAUCUUUUUUUUUUUCCUUUUUUUUGUUUUUUUUUUUUCUCAGUUUUGUUUUUUUUUUUUUUGUUUGGUGUUUUUUUGUUGUGUUUCUUUUUUGCGUCGUCGUCUCCAUAAAUGCCACUCGUAGGUUAUUGAAAAAGAUGACGAGUUUCUCAUGCACAUCAGACCCCCCCGAGAAGCUUCUUAAAAAAUAAAAUUAAAUUAAAGUACAAAAUUAAAAACAAC